Dermacentor andersoni is the source of this 7191-nucleotide messenger RNA. RefSeq names its product inosine-uridine preferring nucleoside hydrolase-like. Lineage: Eukaryota; Metazoa; Arthropoda; Arachnida; Ixodida; Ixodidae. The record is from RefSeq and is a predicted model, not a curated record. Gene Ontology annotation, molecular function: hydrolase activity, hydrolyzing N-glycosyl compounds.
ACUUAAUCAACAAACAUGGCGUUCGAGGCACCAAGGCAAAAUUUGUUUUUAAGCUAUUGGUAAGGUUGCGCAAGCGAAUAAACGACUGCUGUCGCAGAUCGCAGUGCCAUCUAUAACGACGUAACGGUCGUACCGGCGGUUGCAAGCACGUGUCUGAAUUUACGUUGCCAGAUAAACGAGAUAAACCACUUGUUGCCUGUUCCCUUAGCUACGACGACGCGUUGUUGCAGUCUAAAGGCGAGGACCUGCAACUUCCGACGCUGUCGUGGGAAAGGGCGACAUGUCGGAACGAACGUUAAUAAUCGACACCGAUGUGGGCGUGGACGAUGCUCUGGCCAUCAUUUUGGCCCUCGCCAACCCCGCCAAGUGCAAGGUCCUAGCGAUCACUUGUGUGGCCGGCAACGUGGAGCUCUCCAGGGUGUACACCAACGUCCUUCGGAUUCUCAACCACUGCAAACAACUACAGAUACCAGUCUACCAUGGUUGCAAUCGGCCACUGGUUCAGAAAGCCAUGCACUGCACCGUGUACCAUGGACAAGAUGGCCUUGGUGGUGCCUCAGAAAAGUUCCCACUUCCCACCGAUGACCUGGAGCCUCCAAAGGAACACGCUUCGGUCGCCAUGGUCAACAUGGUGCAAAAGCACCCAGGCGCCUUGACACUCGUGGCCUUAGGUCCCCUCACCAACGUGGCUCUUGCCCAGCGACUUGACUCCACAUUCCUCAGCAACAUUAAAGAGCUGGUCAUCAUGGGCGGAACAUAUGAAGGUAGAGGAAAUGAGACACCCACCGGAGAGUACAACUUCACCUGUGACCCUGAAGCUGCUAGUGUUGUUCUCAGUGAGGCUGAAUGCAAGACAAGGAUUGUGACCUACGAACCUUGCCAAGAGCAUGUAUUGGACUGGGACUGGUUUGAAAACUGGGUUGGCGGUCCAUCGCCGACGGCACAGCUGGUGCGAGCCAUGACCGAGGAUCCAGCUCAGCGGCAACGAGAGGUGCUCCAGCGGCAAGGGUUCAUGUCGUGCGACCUCAUCGCCAUGGCGGCGGUGAUCGAACCUUCAGUUGUCACUUUGUGCGAACGUCACCCCGCAUGGGUGGAGCUUCAUGGUGCCACGACACGUGGAAUGCUUGUUGUUGACCGAAGGCCAAGCAUUAAAUGGCACCACGGAAAGCCCCCUCAUGUGGAAUUCCUGCUGCGCUUCAACAUGGAAGGCCUCAAGAAAUUGUACUCGCGAAUGCUUAACUGAGGAAACACUGCCGCACCACCACUGCACAGCAAGGCCUACCAAAAUGAACUUACAAGGUUACAUGCAACCAACUCGACGUGAUUUUGAAAGGAUCACUCCGCAAGUGUUUUAGCCACCAUCACCUGCCGCGACAUGCUACCAUUUGUGUUUUUAUGAUUGCAUACAGGGAAUUGCGCUUGUUAUUAGGAUUAAUGCUAUUGUGGUUCGCUUUUAAGAACUUUUUGCCGUCUUGUUCGCCGCCUUUUCUAUGUGCGGAACUCCCAUUUAUCGAUACUAAGACAGAUACAGUGUCUAAGAUGGGAAACUUGGUAUUUCAAAGUCACAUUAUACAUUGCCAAGAUCUUUAUGAUGUAGUCAUUCAAAGAAUACAAAACAAAAUAGCUGGCUUCAUGCCUGGUAACUGUAAUCUUUCUUUCUCUUGCUUUUAAUUGUUGCAAUGCUGACGUUUGGUUCUACGUUCAGACUGUUUCAGCGCCAUAUUAAUUCUGCAAUGUUGUCAUGUAUUCAUUCAGUCAUCAGAAUGAUGUCCAGUUCUGCAUAAUUCGGAUGGACAGUGGAGCUGGCCUUCACAUCUAGAUCUAAGCAGACAAGUGCUUUUGAAUUUCUCCCCUUAUCAAAAUAACUACAGUUGCAGUGGCCAAAAAUCCAACCUGCAACCACAUACUCAACAGCAGAAAGCUUAUUUCCAGUCUAAUUCAAUGUAAAUAAUCUGAAAAGAAAAAAAAAAUCUGCCAUAAAAAGUGUAAUACCAAGUAUGUUCAUGCUUAUGGAAAAUUAUCAGCAUGUACACAAGCAGCAAGUAAAAGGUCAUCACAACUACAGCUUAUGACUAGCUUCUACAGUGGCUUUGGCUGGUUGGUUGUAUGACUGGCUGGUUGUAUACAUAUCCAAAGCAGAAUAUCUUUCAGCUUAUAAAAGAAAGAAAAAGAAGAUGCCAGAGGGGCAGACAGACAAGCAAAAGUGGUCUAUAGCCUUUAGUACAGUUGUGUUGCUCAUAAAUUUUGGCCAACAAAUGUGUGCACAACUAAGCAGCAUGCGUAAUAUAGCUGUAAGCAAAAGGUCACCACAAUUUACGUGCGCUACAAUGAUAUGAUGCAUAGGGUUUUGUGGUGCAAGGGCCAAUAAAGGCCAAAGAAUGCCAGGUAUGCACUACAAUGACAGUAUUAACACAAGGAACACAACUAAGGCUUGUGACCAUACACUAACCGCACGAAGAAAGUAUUGUUGGUUAAUGCAGUGUAAUGCUGAGCUCGUUUUAUGAAAAGGGAGAUUAGACGAAGUUGUGGAAGCCACAAUAUAAGGCUUGCUUAGUUAGUAGGUUGUUGCAAGUUGUUAUAUAAUACUUUAAAUACUCUUUUAAAGCUGGACUGCAGACCAUGAGGGCUGCCAUUAUGCGACGCUCUGGACUAAAUCUAGCAAAACUUGGAGGACAACUAAUAAUGCAAAAGGAUAGAAAGUUGGGCGAGUUGGUACGGUAACAUGACCUUGAAUUGUAGCAUGAAGUGACACAGACAGAGACUAGAAGCAGACAGGACAACUAAUAAACUUUAAUAUAAGCUAGACUGUGCAGCAAUUAUAGAAGCAUGAAGAGAUGGUUCUAACGUUAAUAGGCAUGAAGACUGCAGUAUGGGGUAAAGCUAACUGGCAUAGCUGAUAUCCUAGUUGAGGAGCAAGAAGUAAAGCUGGGCAGGUCAUGUAAUGGCAUUGAGCUUAUAAUUAACUGGUGGUCUGCUAGAUAACAAAAUGGAAGCCAAGGAAAGGGAAGCGGCAGUCAAAGAAGGCUCAGGGUUAGGUGGUGUAAUGAGAUUAGUAAAUUCGUGGGUAUGAGACGGAGUCAGCUAGCACAAAAAAGGUUUAAUCUGUUAUUGAUAGGAGAGUCCUCCAUCCUGCAGUGGGCAUAAAACAGGCUAAUGAUCACAAUGAAAUUUGAGCAGACGAGCAUUUUCGCAAGUCCCUCCUUCAGCAGAAUACGGCUACUCCAAUUUCAAGAAAUGUGGAAUGAAAGGUUGUGCAUACUGCGUGCGAUGUGGGGACGUAUGUGUAUGACUGAAGAGUUCAAUAUGAGACGUAGUGGAUUGAGUGUGAUUAUGAGCAGUUGGAUCUGAAUUUUUUGACAGAAACAGGUUGUUUUAAAAAUCUCAAACAUUCGGACAUCAGUAUGUAAAAGCACUUCGCAAUUACUUCUUUGAGAUAAGCACACAACAGGCCACAGUAUUGGAUGGAAAACUGGGCAUGUUGGUUUAGCAUUUUCAUAGGUGAAAGGUGCGUAGACGACACGCAUAACAUUACCGCCACCAAAAGAGCUGCCCUACUUGAACACAAGCGCACACCGAUGAACUGUGAAAAAGCUCCGUGUAUAAAUAGUGCCAGUUUCUUGGAAUAAAUCUUGUUGGAAGGGGCGCCUUACGUGUGCAUCUCUCUUAUGUGUGUCGUCUGCGCGCCUUUCACCUCUGAGGUCACAGUAAGCGUGCCGCAGGUCACAGGGGGCAGCUAUGUUGCACAUUCACUAUUGUGCACACUAAGCAGCCGCUUGCAUAUAGAAUAAAGAUUGCUUGCAAUGUUGUCUCUAUUACAUAUUUUGUUGCCGUGCGUGCAUCCCCAAGGGCAAAUGUUUAGCACUUUCAAAUGUUUUACAGCACUAACUGUUUUAGGCACUUGAAAAUGUGCAUUUGUGGCGUUGCCAGUGCUUAUUUUGAGUACAAAAACAGCCCGACUUGUAGUCGCCGCUUCUGUGUAUCAGUGCCACAGCCAACGUGCUGCCGUGGCUGGUAUUUCUUGAAUGAUCUUAAGACCUGCAAAGCAGCUUGAGCAUUGAGAGCAAUAGUGCUGAUGGUGCAUUAGGGAGCUGGCUGGAUCUGGAUAAUGCAACAGAUCUAGUAUUCCAGUGCUAUUCCUUUUCAUGCUUCAAGGGUGCAAGCGGAACUCCACCUACAUUAUGACCAAGAUCAGCCGUUCAUGAGCAGUGGCUGAUAAGGAAUCCUUACAUUAUUGCAGCCCAGUAAAACGCUAGCUUAAUUUAGCACAUGUGCGGCACGUGCACACAGAGCUGCUUUUCUUCUUUGUGAUUCAGUUCUGCAUGUUGGCAUCAAAGCAUUUCUUUGGAGCAGUCAAGUACUUUAAAUCCACAACUAGUUAAUUUUAUUACAAAAUUUCCAGACCAUAGAGCAAUGAAUAAGCCCCUGACACUUUGGAGUAUAUGUAACUCACUGAAUCUACUUUAUAAUUGGCAAAACUCGCAAUGCUUGAUUAUUCUUUUGUAUUCUGACACAUGAAGGUUUAAUGUAAGAAUUCACGAAGUCAUUCAAAUCUAUGAGGAUGACGCUUAGGCAAAUGAACAGCUCCAGCGCACACGGGAACUAGUACAAGGUUUCCCUUUAAGUGUUGUAGGUAUGAAACGCUGUGCCCGACUUGGGCUGUGGUCCAGAUUCAGGCCAGCCAACUGUUUCUGGUUUCUUGCUCAGGGCAAGCCUGGAGUAACGUGUCGGAUAGGCAUGGUACAUGCAAAGCCAGAGUUCAUAUGGAUAGUAAUGUGUUGAUUGUUCACGCGUCACUGCAAAUGCUUACUAGAACCAGCACUGUGUGGGAACACAGAAAGUAUUGUACUGUGCAUGGUGUUGCUUUAGAUGGUGCUGGCAUAGCUUCUCACUUUACAUGAAAAAUUCAGUUUUUUGUAGGUGUUCAUUGUUUGAAAGCCAGCAAAGGGUUACACUGUUUGAAAUGUUGAAGGCCACAAUUUACACAAAAGGGGCCGAAUGAAAUGCAGUUGUUCGAACACAUGCCCACUCACUUGUUGACAUGUCACUAUGGCUUUCACUCAUUACUGUGCGGUAUUGCCAUUUUUCUUAAUUGUCUCCGAGCAGGAAACACUCAUUGCUUUUUUUUCCAUAUAAAUAUAGAUUGAUGAAGUCGUGCAGCUUCAUCAGUAGUUAUGUUUCUGUACUCUGUGCAACAGCUUCAUUGAAGGGUGCACUGAAUUGGAAGAGAGGCAAGCACAUCGCCUCCAGUUUUAUAGCGUCAGAAACGCAUGCGCUAAGUGGCACGUUCACAUCACCAACUUUUGUUGCCCUUUCAAUCAGUUUGGUAUUGCAGAGAAGGUGACACCUCCUGCAGUGUGUCCCAGGUGCUGUGUCUCAGUCUUUGAACAUGCACCGACUAGUCCAAAUUACCUACUUGUGAAAGUGCUCCUGACCAGGCCACAUUUGAAAAUUUUGGUUAUAUGCUCAAGGGGUCGUUCAGGGUGCAAUCUACCGCAAUAAUUUCGAAAAAUGUUUCACUAGUAGUCGAGGUAGCAGUAUACUAAAUUAAAUGCCAUCAAGCAGUGAUGCAAAUAAGUAAGCUACCUUCCUUGCGCAAAUGCUCUCUCCACUUGCCUCGAACGGUGUCUGCAAGUGAUGUUUCUCUCCUGACCUCCUCCUCCCACAUUGGAGCCAAAGGCCCACCUCCUUUUUCAUCACGACUCCUGCGGCUCUGGCAUUCUUUCUAUCCUGUCCCUUCUUUUAUUGCUGUGCGGUGCAUUUCUAGGGGUGAUGCUGCAUUCUCUGCAUUUCACAAAAAUCCCAGAGAUGUUCUUGCUACUGCUGGCUGUUGGUGCUUUGCAGGCACCAUUGUGUGUUACAUAACUCGCUGCCCCAGUGGCUCCUUCAAGGAAAAGAGCAUAUGGGCUUUUGUAUGAUUUUUCAACUGUUUUUCCAGCGCACACCAUUGUAAUACUUUGCAGACACGACCGUCACUGUGUGAUCUAUGCAUUGCAAUUGUAUCGGUGCUCAAAUCUGGUGAGCGGCACUACGUGUGACCAAUAUUUACUGUUCUACAUUAGUAUUUUUACAUUGAGCGCUCAUCGGAAUGCAGCUGCUGCGGUUUAGAAUUCAAUCGGUGACUGCAUUCAGCACCAGAAUGCCAUAGCCAACAAGCCAUGCACGAGGACAAACGAGAAUUAUUCGAAUGUAGGUCGAGUCCUACUUUUAAGAGGCAACAUGAAAAUUUCAAGAAGACAUACUUUUAUUUUAGUGCAUAUUAAUAAGUGAAGUUCGCAGCUCAGCGUCAAAAAUAGGAGGGGAAGUGAAUCUAGGAAGUGAAUCUAGAAACUAUGCGAAAACAUAUUGAAGUUACCAAGGGCCACGAAAAUACGCUUGUUGAAAUUUAUGGCACGUCUGCCUAGCUGCGCUUUUAUCACUAAAAAAAAAAAGAAGAAAAAAAAACUUUCUUUGAUCCCGCUAUCCCAUUUGUAUGUAACCUAUCGGUCACAAUCAUAGAUAGACUGCAAGACCACUGUACAAUUAACGAGAAAGUGUUGGCUAGUUGGUUAUGCAUUUUCAGGUAGAAAUAGCAUUAGACAAGGAUGUAGUGAAGGAACAUAAGAGGACGAUACACUGAGCUUGUGUAUCCUCUUUUUAUGUGCCUUUACUAAGAGCUUUACUCGUCUUUAGCGAUGCUUCUGCUUGACUUUGAGCAAAGUUUGCAGAAGAAAAGGUUGACCUAAUUUCAAAAAACUAUUUUUUAGAAGCCAGCUACCACAUGUAAUAAUCUGUCAGGGUAAUGACGACACAGUGCUCAGGGAAAGUGGACAGCAAGUUGGAUCAUGUGUGGCAUGAAAUGAAAAAAUAAUUAUUUACAUGUGUGUAUUAAGCUGUAAGCUUUUGACUUCUACUGUUCAGUAUAAAAGUACUUUUGAAAUAUGUAUGCAUAUUAUAUACAAGUGGACUAAUAGCUACAAUGCUUUACUGGCAUAGCCAGCAUUCUGUGAACAUGGUGUUCGACAAAUGCCAAUGCUAUUCUUAUGUGGAUACUUUUGACAUUGGUGAAGGUCUGAGACUGCUUCAUAUGCUUGCCUGCUCUUGUAAAAGGAAGGCAGCAAUUAUUUUGAUAUCUUCUUUCAACCUUUGUAUUGUCUUUAUUUACAUAGCUUUGGUAAAGGUUGCAUGUGCCAAUAAAAACAUUAGUAAAACUUC